AUGGAAGAAGAAGAAAUGAAUAAUGUUACUGACAAGUCCGAAGGAUCAUCGACGCUGGAUCAUUCUUUUCAAGAGCCAGCAGGCAUGUUGAUUGCGCGACUAAUAAUCGAGGUGGCAUUGGCUUUCAUGGGAUUCAUAGGAAACGCAAUGGUGGCCUUCAUCAUAUCGCGACAGCGCAGAUUUCGUUCUGGACUAAAACUUUUUAUCCGGAAUCUCGCCUUCGCAGACAUUGGGGUCUUGACAAUCAACUUUCCUAUAGCAGUGGUUAAGGAGCAGUUCCCUUCGCAUUGGCCGCUUGGCAAGGCUUUCUGUCUGUGCUUCUAUCCCUUAGCGGAGAUGUUCCUUGGAGUUUCAGUUUGGUCGAUUACCGCAAUAGCCAUUGAACGCUAUAGAAAGAUAACUGCCACCUCCGGAGUCCGAGGAUGUUCUGACUCGUCCAACAAAUCUCUGAAAUGGGGGCUUCUGGUCAUAUGGAUCAGCUCCUUUCUCGUUGUUUCAUUGCCUUUGCUUAUUGUUAUGGACUAUGAGGAGCAUAGUACAGGAACAAUGUGUUUAGUUGAAUGGUCAAUCACUAUGCAUUGGAUCUAUAUAAUUUCCCUGACUAUAUUCUGGUAUCUUUUACCUCUUGGGAUAAUCAUCUUCACUUACGUGAAAAUAUCCCGUCAGCUUCAGCAAAGUAACCAUUUCCACAAGUCAAGUAUAAAGAGGCGCUCACCAGAAAGGAAGCUUGAGAAUUCCAUGAUUCACAGUUCAGAGGAAGGAAAAAGAAUGCAGCAAAACGCCAAAGCAAAGAAGAUUCUCACUCCUAUAGUGGUUGUCUUUGCUAUAUCCAUGCUUCCGCUUAAUGUACUGCGAGUUUUGCAGUUAUUUUGGGGGGAUAUUGUUCUCCACAAAUAUUUCUUUUUGAUUUACCAUGUGUGUGUUAUUGGGGUUGUGGUAAAUUCAGCGUCAGAUCCGCUUAUUUACUCUAUAGUCUCGAAAGAUUUCAGAAAGGAACUGAAGGCGUUCCUCUAUCGCUUUGCUCAACGUCUAAGGAAUCUCGUUAAGAUAAAAACAGCUGAUAAGAGUCUUACUAAUGGUUUCAGCCAUGACGUUCACCUUCUUCAUCUUCAAGAACUUCAUACUUCACUCGCAGCGCGUGGAGAAACCAACGCUGAAACUCCGACAACUCCACUGGUUACUCGCAUAUAA
Porites evermanni is the source of this 1191-nucleotide messenger RNA. Lineage: Eukaryota; Metazoa; Cnidaria; Anthozoa; Scleractinia; Poritidae. The record is from the annotation of a GenBank genome assembly.